CAGAAUGAGUCUUCUGAUGUUGAGACUAACAUCUUGUCACUUAGGGGCUGUUUGUUUCAGCCUCUUAAUGGUUCAGAUGUCUGAAUGAUUCAGCACUUAAUGGUUCAGACUAUUUGUUUCAGCCUCUUAAUGGUUCAGAUGUCUGAAUGGUUAAGAGAUUUGCCUCUGAAUGGUGUAGUGGCGUGGGUUAGCAAUGUAGCUAUUAGGUCAUAUCCCGGGGUUGGGACGGGGGUAGGAGGGUCGCAAAGGGGGAGUGUAGUGUCACAUGUGUGUUUUGGCUCAUGGAACAUAGGGACCCUCACAGGUAAGUCAAUUGAGUUGGUGCAAGUUCUCAAGAGGAGAAGGAUUCAGGUGGCAUGCGUGCAAGAAACCAGGUGGGUGGGCACUAAAGCGCGAGAGGUCAAUGGUUUCAAACAGUGGUAUUCAGACUCAGCUAGGGGAAGGAAUGGAGUCGGCAUUCUGGUGGCGCCGGAGCUGCGAGAGUUUGUGGUGGAGGUCAAGAGGAUUAGUGAUCGUCUGAUGUUUAUCAAGUUGGUUUUGGGUGGGUGUGCAAUCAAUGUCGUGAGUGCUUACGCCCCGCAUGUUGGCUUGGCAAACGAAGUAAAGAGGGAGUUUUGGGAUGCCUUGGAUGGGGUGGUUGUUGGUUUUCCACAUACUGAGAAAGUCAUCAUUGGAGGCGACUUCAAUGGCCAUAUUAGAGAAUCGUACGAGGGCUUCGAGGACGUGCACGGUGGUUUUGGCUUUGGCAGCAGGAAUCCGGCGGGAGUUUCACUCUUGGAGUUUGCUAGAGCGAGUGAUAUGGUGGUUGCUAACUCUUGUUUCCCUAAACGAGACGACCAUUUGGCUACAUUUGUUAGUGGAGUGGGGAUGACACAGAUCGACUAUCUUCUCCUGCGCAGGUGUGAUCGGGUGCUCUGCAAGGAUGCUAAAGUAAUUCUGAGUGAAAACAUCACUACCCAACACAAGCUUCUAGUGAUGGAUGUCAUGAUCAGGUGGGUGAAACAUACGAGAGCUUCGAGUGGCAACACACAAAUACGGUGGAGGAGACUAAGUGGGGAGAAUAUCUCUGAGUUGAUCAGGCGAGUGCAAGAGAAAGGUGCGUGGGAAUCGUCUAGAGAGGCCACUGAUAUGUGGGCGCGGACUGCUAACUGCAUCAGGGAAACAGCCAGGGAAGUGUUAGGGGUGAGCUCUGGCUCUGGGAGUAGGCAUCAGGGUGAUUGGUGGUGGAGCGAUUCAGUCCGAAGUAAGAAGGAAGCUAAGAAGGUGGCGUAUUUCAGGUACAUGGGCUGCAAUGUUGAGGAGGAAAGAGCGGCGUUACGGGUGGAGUACAAGAAGGCACGUAAAGAAGCUAAGUUAGAGGUUACGAGGGCAAAGAAUGCCGCUUUUGAACGCCUCUACAAGGAUAUUGAGGAGAAAGGCAGUGUUAAUCCACUGUUCCGGCUUGCUAAGGUGCGUGAGAGGAAGGCCCGAGAUCUGGAUCAUGUGAGAUGCGUGAAGGGCAACGAUGGUAGAGUGUUAGUUGAGACUGCCAAGGUGGCUAAGCACUGGGGGGAGUACUUUAGUGAACUCUUAAAUGCGGGAGGAGACCAGAGGCUAGUUCUUGAUGACUUGGGGCAGUCUAGGGCGUCUCGUGUGUAUUGCCAGCACAUUUUCCAUGAAGAGGUGGUUCGGGCCCUCCGCGGGAUGCGUAGUGGGAGAGCUUUGGGACCAGAUGAGAUUCUGGUGGAGUUUUGGAAGCAUGCGGGGUGUGGUGCAAGGGUUUGGUUAACAAAACUCUUCAAUGUUAUCAUCCGGACAACAAGGAUGCCUGAUGAGUGGAGGGAGAGUCUCUUGGUCCCUCUGUUUAAAGGCAAAGGUGACAUUCAGAGCUGCCAGAAUUACAGAGGCAUCAAACUGCUUAGCCACACCAUGAAGGUUUGGGAGCGAGUCAUUGAGUAUAGGGUGCGGAAAGGGGUUUGCAUCUCUGAGAACCAGUUUGGUUUUAUGCCUGGCAGAUCGACUACAGAGGCCAUUCAUCUCGCGAGGAGGUUAAUGGAAGAGUAUAGGGCUAGGAAGAAGGACCUUCAUAUGGUGUUUAUUGACCUUGAGAAGGCGUACGAUAGGGUGCCAAGGGAGGUCUUAUGGAGGUGCCUUGAGACGAGAGGAGUUCCCAUCGUGUACACUCGUGCUAUCAAGGAUAUGUACGAUGGGGCUAUGACCAGGGUGAGGACUUCCGGGGGCGACUCUGAGUCUUUCUCAGUAGGGAUGGGGUUGCACCAGGGGUCUGCUUUUAGCCCUUUUUUGUUCGCCUUGGUGAUGGACGUUCUAACCCAAGCUGUUCAAGAAGGAGUCCCAUGGUGCAUGCUUUUCGCGGAUGAUAUUGUGCUUAUCGAUGACACACGCGAGGGACUUAACGAUAAGUUAGAACUAUGGCGCCUUGCCCUUGAGACUAAAGGAUUUAGAAUAAGUAGGAACAAGACUGAAUACAUGGAAUGUCGUUUCAGCGGCCGGGAAACUGAAUCAGAAGUGGAAGUUAGGAUUGACUCUCACCUAGUACCUAAGGUAGACAGGUUUCGAUAUCUUGGCUCAGUGAUCCAGGCUGAUGGGGAGUUAGAUGGUGAUGUUGGACACCGUGUUGGAGUGGCUUGGUCAAAAUGGCGGUUAGCCUCAGGGGUGUGGUGUGAUCCAAAGAUCUUGCCCAAGAUGAAAGGUGGGGCUGCCGACGGUAUUGGAGUGGCGGCGAUAGUGCGGAGAAAGGAGCGGGCUACCUCGGAUAUGAUGAGACCGCCAUGGCUUUGGUGCAGGGGGCUGGGGAAGAUGGUCGGAGAAAUUAGCGGUGGUGUGGCGGGCGGCAAUGGAAGGGCUGCGGCAACAAUUGGGACUAGGUCAUGGAGGAGCUGGCGGCAACAAUUGGGACUAGGUCCGGCGAUGGUUCCGACGGCGACACUAGACACGGCAGCUAUGGAGGGAGGCAGUGGCUAAACUCUGGCGUCAGUAUUUGGGGUCCGUGCACAGUACUUACGAAGAAGAACACUUUGGGACGCAUUUCUUUCUUUUCACUUAAUUUUUGCAAUUAGGAUAUCAAAUUUGUUUAUUUUCCAAUUCAUGAAUUUGAUUCUCUAAUGCUCCGUACUUGAAUAUUAAAUAUGUUUUUUUAAA
This is a messenger RNA of Cuscuta campestris, 3138 nucleotides long. The record is from the annotation of a GenBank genome assembly. Lineage: Eukaryota; Viridiplantae; Streptophyta; Magnoliopsida; Solanales; Convolvulaceae.